GGAUUUCGUUCGCAGCAGCUGAAGAUUGCUAGCGGUUUGAGCUCCAGAGCUAAUACAGUACAAGGAUUCAUGACAGAGUGUUGCUAGCUAGACUAGUGGCAUCGCAAGACUCGAUUCAUUCGGUCCUGCAGUCUGCGAAGGACAUUCGACACGCCAGCGUACGGGGAAGUAAAGCGAAGCCCCAGCAGGAUACCUCGCUGACUGGAAAUUGGACCGAGACUUUUGCCCGCUCUUCUCCGAGCUCAAAGUCACUCAAUGCUGCGCUCCUCUCACUCAGCGCAGCACCAGGGCUCCGACUAGGUAGCUAGCUGUUCAUGUUCUUGUAGUUAUCUAGGCUCAGGUUAAAAACAAGGACAUCAGCGAUACGUUUUUGACAUUUGACGACCGAAUUAAGCACAGGGAGAAACCGAUCCACGAAGAGUCGGGGCCAGGCAGGGAAGCGAGGGGUGCCCGGAUAAAGUAGGGGGUCGCCUCCAGCAGCCUUGGCGGAUUUAUCCCUACCCUUGUUACAAACAUCAUGGAUUGGUUAAUGGGGAAGUCUAAGACGAAGCCCAAUGGGAAGAAGCCGCCAGCGGAAGAGAAGAAGCAGUAUCUGGAGGCGGAGUUUACGAAAGUACGGGUGGUGGACUUCGACCUGAAAGAGCUGGUGCUGCUGCCCAGGGAGAUAGACCUCAACGAAUGGCUCGCCAGCAACACUACGACCUUCUUCAAUCUUAUAAACCUGCAGUACAGCACCAUCUCUGAGUUCUGCACUGGGGACACCUGUCAAGCCAUGACCGCCUGUAACACAAUAUACUACUGGUAUGACGAGAGGGGGAAGAAGACAAAGUGCACCGCACCUCAGUACGUCGACUUCGUCAUGAGUCUGGUGCAGAAGCUGGUCACAGACGACGACAUCUUUCCUACGAAAUACGGCAAAGAGUUCCCCAACGCGUUUGAGUCUUUGGUAAAGAAGAUCUGCCGGUAUCUGUUCCACGUCCUGGCUCACCUCUUCUGGGCACACUUUAAGGAGACAGUCGCCCUGGAUCUACAGGGCCACUUGAACACUCUGUACGCACAUUUCAUUGUUUUCGUAAGGGAAUUCAACCUGGUCGACCCCAAGGAGACCUGUAUCAUGGAYGACCUGUCCGAAAUCCUCUGCGCCCCCGCGCCCCCAGCGCCUGCCGCCCCUUCCUCCCCCACCUCGGCCCCUUCCCCCUCCUCACACAACCAUGUGACGGAGAGAUGAGCAGGGGUUGCCGCGAGAAGCAGCCCCGGGAAGGAGGUGGUAGAUGAUAAAGAUAGAGGAGAGAUGUGGAAACAGAAUGCCUGGUGCCCUUCCUAGGCUUCUGGCUUCAGCAGCAGGACCUGGAGACCUUCCACUACCCUUAUAUUUCGCUAUGACGCCAGCCAGCCGGAAGGAUCCAGGGGGGAGGGUUUUUUGGGGGGUAGGGGGGGGGGUGUUGUCAUGCCAACAGGAAUUGGCGUCAGCAUGUUCCUCCCAGGGGCAAAUCCCUCCCAUCUGCUCUGCAAUUUAAACUAGGAACUAACUAUGUGUAAUGUUUUAUUUGACUUUUAUUCUAUUUUGUUUUAUUUUUCUCAUUUGAGGACAGUGCGUCUGUUUGCCCUUUCCUCCCUCUGUCCUCUGCCUAAAGUAUAGUUCAGGAUGGUGGCUCUGCUUUGCUUGGACAUACUAUUGUAAAGUGUUGUUAUUGUGUGGAGGAAAGGCGACUCUAUUAUCGUAUUGGCUCUUUGCUCCCCCCUAGUGGUGGGAGGAUUGAAGGGGGACGGUCACUACGCUGGCCUAUAGGGAGCCAUGUAACUGCCUGGUGGGCAAUACUAGCCAAUCACUGUUUGGGUUGUUAAUCUUGGGAUGAUUCAAGUGCUUCCUACUCAGGACCUGAGAGAACACAAGUCACUGCUGCCAGAGAGAAGUACUCUAUUUUUCUCAUUCUCUCUGUCCUACAAAACUUCUCCCAGUCCUUUAUAUAUUACAGUUGUCAUUCUGGUAUUACUCUAGUCAGGUAAUCACCUGAUGUACCCCUCUUUAACAGCUCCAUCCCAGAGGCCACCCAUAGAGGGCAGUAUAGACAGGGUGGCACUGCCACACAAGCAGGGAGAUGGAGAAGAAGAUAUAAAGAUUGUAUAUUAGAUAUUUAAUCUGACCAGACAUGUUACUACAAGACAAACUGGUUCCCAUUAUUUGAGUACAGGGAGGGUGGUGGAGACCUCUUCCCCAGGGAAGAGAGCUGUUUGCUGUGGGUACGGUACAGCGGCAGCCCCCCUGCCCCCUCCAGCAGCACAGGAGAAGGACAAAGACAUUGGUUAUGUCUGCACGCCCAAAAAGAAGGGAGGAAAGGAGGAGAGAGGAUACGUGUGGGGGUGUUUGCUGUUCUGUAUUGCGGAACAAGCCCCACCGUCUCUUGACGAUACCCCCCCCCCCCAUCCCCUUAUCUUUUGGUUUUGAUUUUCCCUUUCAAAUGUACUUUUUUUUUUUCUUAUCAAAGAUGAAACUAGUUCAUGAAAAAUAAUGGCAUCCUUACACAUGUAUAGACAAAUGCACAGUCUGCUUCAACUUCACUGUACAGAGAGCGGCAAGCUCAAUCCGUCUGACAUAGCCUCUGUAUCAAGGAGGAUUUGGGUUUAUAGUUCUUCUUUUUUAUUUAUAUAUAUUUUAUUUUUUUGCAGGGUUCUUCAGUUCUGGCUUUCAUUUUUAUGUAUUUUAAUUAUUAACUAAGUUAAAAGCAAUUUAAUAUUUUAAACUCUGCGGAUAAUAAUCGAAUAAAAGACAAAUGCCG
Salvelinus sp. IW2-2015 is the source of this 2777-nucleotide messenger RNA. RefSeq names its product MOB kinase activator 2. NCBI's taxonomy places the organism in Eukaryota, Metazoa, Chordata, Actinopteri, Salmoniformes, Salmonidae. The record is from RefSeq and is a predicted model, not a curated record. Gene Ontology annotation, molecular function: protein kinase activator activity. Gene Ontology annotation, biological process: positive regulation of protein phosphorylation; signal transduction. Gene Ontology annotation, cellular component: cytoplasm; nucleus.